GUGAUCCGAAUCAUCGGUGGGUAUUGUACAAGUCCGCAGUAUGCACGGAUGCGCCCGAGGGCAGCAGCGGAGAUCUUCGCGUGAGCAUGUGCAAGGAGUGCGCCGAAGCAUUGUCGAACACGCACACAGACAGCCGCGGGCGGUGCCGCCCGCGCGUACGCAUGCCCAGCGAGGCUCUCGCGAAUGGCAUGUGGCGUGGUCCUGACCCGGAAGAGCUGACGAACUUAACGUACACCGAGUGCAAGGUGAUCAACCUGGCGAGGGUGUACGUCAGCGUGAAGCGCGUGUUGUUGGACAGGGCGUCUUUCGCCAGGACGAGUGCCGACGAGGCGCCGCGCUAUCACCAGAAGAACGUUGUUGCGUACCCGCAGAGCCCGGACGCGGCUCUGACUGCCAUCGGACUGUCGCCGAUGGCCCUGGCGCACACUCUGAUCGUCCAGUUCGUGGGAAGCCGCGCUGACGGUAUCUGGCAUCACCCUGACUUGCAAGUUUCCGUGGUGCGACUUCGAGCAGCAUUUCGUUGGUUGUGCUCCAACAGCUGGAACCACAUGGAAGCCACGCGACACCAUGCCGCAUGUGCGGAUUCUGGCUUACUCCACGAGUCGAUCGAGGAGUUGCUGGACGCGUACGCGACGAGCGUUGGUGGAUCCUCGGGCGUUCCGCGCGAGCUCGUCGACUCGGCGACGUCGAUCAGCGGCUCAAGAGCUUCGGUGCAAUCUAAAGGACCAGCUGACUGCACGGAAGAAGGUGAACGCGACACGGAGGAGAACGGGCCCGAAGAGGCGGAGAACGCCGCCGUCGUCAACGGCGGUUUAGCAGACGUCGACUCCCUGCCGCUGUGGACACAGGUCAUCAAAAACUUUAAGGCGGCACAGCGGUUUAAAGAGGAAUUGGCCGCUCUAGACCCCGCCGACUUAUCUGCUCGCGCCGAGAAGAAGAGAAUGCAUAAUGUGGGCAUGGCCCAGGCCAUCGAAGACCUGGAGAAGCUGUCGAAUGAGAAGAUGCGAAAACGUUUGGAAGAGUGGGCGCGGUCGGAGACUGACGACAGAGCGCCCUUGAAGAUCACGCACGAGACCACGUUCUUGUCUGCUCGCACGCCGAACUUUUGGGCGUCCUGCUUCGUUCGGCUGUUUCCUCGGGGAGAUUGUCAGGAAACAUGCCCAGAACGUAAAGCGGCGGAUAGUACCGUAUCGUUCUUGUCUUCCAAUAAGUGGAUCCAGUGCUUACUUCAACGAGCAGAUUGUGAUUACUGGCGGAAGGACCUGGAGUUCGUCGCAUCCGUGGUCAACAUCUUUAUGCGUCGAGAUCAGAUGAGCAAGGUGGAAGCGUGCAUGAGGGAAAUGCCCGGCGGCGGCUUCAUGGGCAUAACUCCCGAUGAGAUGCAAAGGAUGAACGAGAUCACAGCGGAAGGUUUGGUUGCCGCCGCGAUCGCGAUGGGAGGUGAUGCGAAGGGUAUGAGCGAUCUUCUGAGGAAUAAAAAGUUGACCCAACCAGUCCGCACAGCCGCUGAAAAAAUGCAGGCCGUGUCCCGGAAAGUGCGUGGAUCUGCCGAAGAGCGGGACUCGUACAGGUGGAAUUUCCGAGCUCUUCAGAUAAACUCGGGCUGCUCGACUUUGUUCUUCACGCUGAAUCCCCACGACAUUCGCAGUCCGCUGACGGUGCUACUGGUGCAGGACGGCACGGAGAUGCAGAGGCGAUUCUCCCUGAACAUGAGCGACAAGGAGGCGGAGGUGCCCGGUGUAUUCGGGUACGUGCGCUCCUAUCUCGGAGUUGUUGAGGAACAGAUGCGGAAGGCGCUGCACAUACACAUGCUCGUGCAGAUUCUUGGCUUCUCGCAUCCCGACGAUAUCUUCAAGAAGAACUCUUUCCUCGACGAAUUUAAGCGUCUCUACUACUAUCACGCCUCAGUCAUGUUCCGCAGCCAGGAAGCCGUAGCGCAUCAUUUCGCCGUUCCUGAGGCGAUGAGAACCACCGCCGGGCUGCCGUUGUUCCCGGUGACUCUGAAGCAGCGGAGCAUGAUCGGCAGCGCUCGCGUUGAGGAGAGCAACCUCGCGCAGACCGUGGCGCGCGGACUCGACGUGCCGCCUGCUCUAUCCAGGAGCGUGCCUGAGUAUCCCUUCUUCGUUGGUUCGUAUCACGGCGACGAGAACGUGUCCGGUAGCGACUGGGGCAGCCGCGCUGUUGUCGAGAUUUUUUCAAGGAGUCGCAAGACGGGCAACCACGUGUGCAAGCCGUCCGUCUGUCACAAGGGGCGUCUCGGAAAGCGUGGUUUUUGCCGCAUGUUCUAUUGGCAUCUCGUGAAGGUGGAGGACCCCAAGACGGGGCGCCUCGUCGCCAAACGACAGCAUGGCUUGCAGCUGCAUCCUCGAUGGGAUGGCGUUGGGCCUCCGCCGAUUCUAGGGUAUCCACACGUUGGGUUGCCGGCUCUGGAGACGACGCACCAGUGGCACUUCAAGCUGUCCUACCCGAUCAUGCUCGGCCCGCAGUGCAAUCACGACAUCCAAGUGCUCCCGCGGUUGUGCGCUCUGCAGAGCAGCAGCCCAGACGCCGUGCCCGAUGAGGCAGAGGUUGCCACCGCGAGAGCGGGAAUGAUAGAGCAGCAGGCGGCGAAUGAGUUUUACUGUUCGUCAUACUCUAGCAAGUCCGCGCCGCACGCGGAGGGACUCGUGCUGACUCUUGCAGUCUCGCUCCAUCAGAAAGAGCAAGACGCGAAGGAGGCUGCUGGCCGCGGCGACGAGCCUGAGAACGUGCACGAGAAGGCGAAGCGGAUUCUCCACAGGCUGUUGUCGGCGACGAACAACAGGAUGCACAAAGGGUUUCCAGAGAUGCUCAGUUACCUGCUUGAGGAGCCCACCCUGUACUCUAGCCACGAGUUCGUUACCGUCUUGACGCCAGGCCUCAGCAUGCUGAUCUCGAAAAGGUUGAGCGAGGUCGCAACCGGUGCAGAGACGAGUGGACCCUCCACUGCCGCGCGUCCGUACUCUACGAAACUCUACCGAAGGCCGUUCCUGACGGAGUACGAUUACCUCUACCGCCCCGACGAGCUGGAGGAUUUCCCAUUGUACUUCUUCUUCGCGGCUUGCGAAGCUCGGCAAGCUCGUCCUGACGGACAUCGCCCCGUGAACACUCUGGCGUGGCACGUCGCGGCCGACGGUAAGCGUCAGUUCUCUGCAGAAAAGCUAUACAGCCGGGAGCACGAAAAAGUGCCUCUGCGCGGAGAUCCUUCGGAGCAUCACCCCCUCGGGCCUGAGCUAUACAAGUACGCGUACUACGUGACCGUCCGCUUGAGCAUCGCGUGGCGGAUACCUGUUCUUCGCGGAUUUCUGCCUCCGUGCCCGGAGGCAAAGAAAGACGGAGAUGACGAAGCUAAGAGAUUAGAAGACGAGGUUAAGUACGCGGUGUACGUGCAACUGCUCUUUCGACCUUUCCGAACAGUGGAGGACGUGCUGCGUCGCGCCCCGCCCGCGCCGUGGACGCACAUACCUGCGGAGUACUACGGCGCAUUCGUGAAUGAGUUCCAGGAUUGGCGCAGCACUCAGGAGUCCAUCGCUUCUCGAGCACGUAGUGAUACGCCACCUCUCAGCAAGGAAUGGUGGGCUUGUCGCGUGUGUGAAUGCCUCAGGAAGUACGACCUCGUCGCAAAGCGCCACGUAUCGGUUGUUGAUCGUGUGCCGACAGGGGACGCUCUCCGUAGUUAUCCCGACGCUGCUGCCGAUAUCGAUGGCCCCGAUGCGAGCAGGGCCGACGACGAGGAGAUGUUGAUGGAGUCCGAUUCGGACGAGAGUCCCGGCGAUGCUGCGAUGGAGGACGAUGCCCCCCGUGAUGCGGCAGUUCCUCGCGCGUCGGGUCGCGAAGCAGAUCCAGUCAGCCAGCUUUGCGGAACCGUGGACAUUGACUUCAACGAACUGGUCAACUCGGAAACUCUGGCGAAAAGCAGAUCCAACGAGGCAAAAUAUCUCCGUGGCUUUAUCGAAGAGGAAAAGAAGUGCGUUUCCAGGCGCACAGCUGCCGCUGACGGCGACGGUGCGUUCCAAGAGUGCUCGUUGUCAGCACGAAAGUCGCUCAUCGUCUCUGACAUGCAGCAGAAAUUUUUCAAGAUCGUCAACGAGGGCGAGGAUAAUGUCGAGAUGGUCAGGAAAGUCGAGAAGACGAAGUCAGAUGUGCUACAGCAACGCAUCGACGCGGCGAUGGCGAGUAUUCCCGUAGCAUUUGAGCGCAAGGUGCCCUUGUUGGCCCGUAAGUCAUCGACGUCUGUUGUAGAGGCUGCGCUGUUCUUGUUGAGCCAAAAGGUUCUCGACAUCCCUGAUGUGGGCGGUAUCAACGUGAAGCAGGCGCGGGCGCUUCUGUGGAAUGCGUUGUGGCUGCAAGACGUGAUGAAUCGGGAAUGGUCCCUGGACGACCCGUCCGGAUCGCAGUGCUCUUCGAGCUCCUCUUUGGCGGACGGCUUUCAGCUCGCGCUCAUGGGCCCUGGCGGCACCGGUAAAACUGCGGUGCUCCGGGUUACGGAGGCAUUGGUCUCUCAUUUUUUGGGAGCCGAAUCCGUGCGAAAGUGUGCUCCAUCCAACUCGGCGGCCCGGCUCAUCGGCGGCGACACCAUACACGCUGUGUGUAAGCUCCCGUUCGGGAACAUUUCUGUCAGGGACCGGAAAGCCCGUUUGAGCGUUGCUGCGCUGGAGAAGCACAGACAACGCUGGAAGAAAGCUCGCGCGUGCUUCAUUGACGAAGUCUCCAUGGUCUCCAGUGACCAGCUCCAUGCCUCCGAGGUCCGCAUCAGGGAAGCGAAGGAUGACAGGAAACCCUUCGGGGGCCUCGGUAUGAUUCUUUCUGGAGACUUUUUGCAGUUGCCCCCCGUGGAUCCAGGAGACGCGCAGAAGAGUUUGGCGACUCCUCUGAAGGAGACUGGCGCCCUGGACGCGGCCCCUGAGAACCCCGACGCAAAGGGCCAGGACGUGAAGCGCAAGAAGAUCGCCGAUGCCGCUCAGGGGGUUCAGCUGUGGCAACGGGUACGGCAUGUCGCGUGCCUCGACGUGAACAUUCGCGCCCCGGGUAAGCUCAGCAAGUUACUCGCGGAGAUGCGAGACGGCAAGGGUAUCUCUGACGAGUGUUGGCAGAUGUACCAGGAUCGCAUCAUGGAGCGCAACGACCAGAGACUUUCCGAGGGGAGUUCUCCUUUCAGUAAAUACGAGUGGCAGUUCAUUGUUCAUCGCCACAAGAUCCGCGUGCAUCGCUCGCUCGUGAACGCCAAGGCAGCUACGUCCUGUGGGCAUAAGCCGCUAUACAUCGCACAGGCCAGGGAUGAGGCGGUGCAUUCGAAAGAUGAUCGCAAAAUGCCACACGUCAGGGAAGAGCUUUUGCGCAGAGCGUCGCCCCGAGACACUCAAAGCUUGCCAGGCAUACUUCCACUGUACGUCGGGAUGCGGUUGACGUUCCAGGAGAAGGACGGGGUGUACUGGAAAUGA
Prorocentrum cordatum is the source of this 5459-nucleotide messenger RNA. NCBI's taxonomy places the organism in Eukaryota, Dinophyceae, Prorocentrales, Prorocentraceae. The record is from the annotation of a GenBank genome assembly.